CUUUUUGAGUCACUGUUGCACUGAAUGAUUGCAGUUCUCAGGGAGGGAGGGAAGAAUAAAGCGGGAACAAAAAUUUCAUCUUUUGAUCAGCAAGUAAAUGCGAAGAAGCCGAAGCCGGAGCCUCACCCAAACCUAGCCAGCAGCCAGUAGCCAGAUAACCAAUCUUGUCCGUGACCUCACUAUUUUGUCGAUCCCCCGUUCAAUACCAAACAUGAACAAUUUCAACCCCCCCGCCCUCUCUCUCUCUCUCUCUCUGAGUAUAGACAAAUACAAUGCUUUUUCACUGCUGCUGCUUCCAAUAACAACAAUGCCCACUCACUCACUCACUCUCCCCACACAGUAUCAAAAUGUGUGAUCUGACCGCUGUUCCUUGACGCUUGGGAAUUCAUUCACGGAGCGAAACCGAUUCGAUAAUUUUGGCUCUCUUUUGCCUAAUCUCGCACCAAUAAUGCUUCUCUUGAUCCUGCUUCUCUGUACCCACUUCCCCUCUCUGGCUCAUUCUCUGAACCAAGAAGGCCUCCAUCUUCAGGAGUUCAAGCUCGGCUUUGAUGACCCUGACGGCGUCUUCUCAAACUGGAACGUCGGCGACGAUAAUCCCUGUGGCUGGUAUGGGAUCACCUGCGACUCGGCUACUAACUCCGUCAUCUCCGUCAAUCUUCCCUCCGCCAACAUCGCUGGCCACUUCCCGCCGGUCCUCUGCCGCCUGCGGAGCCUCAGUUUCCUCUCUAUCUACAACAACUCUGUCAACUCCACUCUGCCGGAGGAAAUCUCGGCCUGCCGGAGUCUCAAACAUCUCAAUCUCGCACAGAACUUCCUCGCCGGCGAGCUCCCGAGCUCCCUGGCUGAGCUACCGGAUCUCAGGCACCUCGAUUUGACGGGCAACAACCUGUCUGGCCACAUUCCGGCGAGCUUCGGGAGAUUCCGGCGUCUCGAAGCGCUCUCUCUGGUCGAGAACCUCCUCGACGGCCCAAUGCCUGCGUUUCUAGGGAACGUGUCGUCUCUCAGAGAGCUAAACCUGUCAUACAACCCGUUUUCCCCGAGUCGGAUCCCACCGGAGCUCGGCAACCUGACGAAUCUCGAGAUCUUGUGGCUCACCGACUGUAAAUUGGUAGGUCGGAUUCCUGACUCGCUGGGUCGGCUCAAAAGACUCACCGACUUAGACUUGGCUAUCAACAACCUGAAUGGCCCGAUUCCGAGCUGGCUCACUGAGUUGUCCAGCGUCGUCCAAAUAGAACUGUAUAACAACUCGAUAACAGGCGAGUUGCCGGCGACGGGGUGGUCCAACAUGACCGCAUUGCGAUUGUUCGACGCGUCGAUGAACGAGUUGACUGGGACGAUUCCCGACCAGUUGUGCUCGUUGCCACUCGAAUCGUUCAACCUAUACGAGAAUCAUUUCGAAGGUAAGUUGCCGGAAAGUAUUGCGAAAUCGCCGAAUCUGUACGAGCUAAGAUUGUUUAGUAAUCGGCUCACCGGAGAGCUGCCGAGAGAUCUUGGAAAGAAUUCGCCGUUAUUAUGGAUUGAUGUGUCGGGAAACCACUUCUCCGGCGAUAUACCGGCGAGUUUGUGCCAAAAAGGCUUUUUAGAAGAGCUUCUGAUGAUAGACAACUCUCUUUCGGGUGAAAUUCCGGCCAAUUUGGGGGAAUGCCGGAGCCUGAGGCGAGUCCGCUUGGGAAACAAUAACCUGUCCGGCGAAGUUCCAGCGAGGUUUUGGGGGCUGCCGUAUGUUUACUUGCUUGAGCUGACAAGCAAUUCAUUUUCCGGCGAAAUUGGAAAGACAAUCGCCGGAGCCUCAAAUUUGUCGGCUUUGAUAAUAUCAAAGAACAAAUUUUCCGGCGAUAUACCAGAGGAGAUUGGAUGGUUGGAGAAGUUGAUAGACUUCAGCGGAAGCGACAACCGGUUUACCGGGCGGUUGCCGGAAAGUAUGGUGAAUCUUGGACAGCUUGGGAGGCUUGAUCUUCAUACUAAUGGCUUAACCGGUGAACUUCCAAGUGGAGUGCAUUCUUGGAAGAAGCUCAGUGAGCUAAAUCUAGCUGAUAAUGACUUCCGUGGAAAUAUUCCAGAGGAAAUUGGAAGUUUGCCCGUGCUUAAUUACCUUGAUCUCUCUGGAAACAAACUUUCCGGGAAAAUCCCACUUGGGUUGCAGAAUUUGAAGCUCAAUCAGCUGAAUUUGUCAAAAAAUCGCCUCUCUGGUGGAAUUCCUCCUUUGUAUGCUAAGGACAUUUAUAAGGACAGUUUUCUGGGUAAUCCGGGUUUGUGUGCCGACAUGGCUGGUUUGUGUGAUGGCAGAAGCGGAGAUAAGCAUUUGGACUAUGUUUGGAUGCUUCUUUCGAUGUUCACGCUUGCAGGAUUUGUGUUUAUGGCGGGCGUUGCUUGGUUCUACUGGAAGUACCGGAACUUCAAGAAAGGAAAGAGAGGUUUUGACAAACCAAAAUGGUCAUCGAUGUCGUUUCACAAACUGGGUUUCAGCGAAUACGAGAUCCUGGAUUGUCUUGGUGAAGAUAAUCUGAUUGGCAGCGGGUCAUCUGGGAAGGUUUACAAGGCUGUUCUUAGCAAUGGAGAGACUGUAGCUGUGAAAAAGCUAUGGGGAGGGUCGAAAAUGGUGGAAGAGAGCGAUGGUUUCGAGAAGGGUCAGAUUCAGGAUGACGGGUUUGAAGCAGAGGUGGAUACACUGGGGAAGAUUAGGCACAAGAACAUUGUCAAGCUCUGGUGUUGCUGUACGAGCGGGGACUGUAAGCUUCUGGUCUACGAGUACAUGCCUAAUGGGAGUUUGGGCGAUUUUCUUCAUAGCAACAAGAGUGGCCUGUUGGAUUGGCCUACGAGGUAUAAGAUCGCCAUGGAUGCAGCUGAAGGUCUCUCCUAUUUACAUCACGAUUGUGUUCCCCCGAUUGUGCAUAGGGAUGUGAAGUCGAACAAUAUCUUGUUGGACGGGGAUUUUGGUGCUCGGGUGGCAGACUUCGGGGUAGCCAAAGUGGUCGAUGCCAUCGGAAAGGGGAUCAAAUCCAUGUCUGUUAUCGCCGGUUCUUGUGGCUACAUCGCACCCGAAUACGCUUACACGCUGAGAGUGAAUGAGAAGAGCGACAUAUACAGCUUCGGGGUGGUCAUUCUGGAGCUGGUCACAGGGAGGCUCCCAAUUGAUCCAGAGUUCGGGGAAAAGGAUUUGGUCAAGUGGGUGUGCACCACAGUGGACCAGAAAGGCGUGGACCACGUACUGGACCCAAAGCUCGUUCCGGGCUUCAAGGAAGAGAUGUGCAGAGUCCUGAGCAUCGGGCUGCUCUGCACCAGCCCGCUCCCCAUCAACCGGCCCUCCAUGAGAAGGGUGGUGAAGAUGCUGCAAGAAGCGGGUGCCAAAAACCCAGCCAUGCUUGCCAGAGACGGCGGCAAACUGACACCCUACUACUAUGAAGACGCCUCCGACCAAGGAAACGUCGCCUGAGAAAAUCUCAAGGGAAGGAAAAGGAAUUGUGCUUGUUUUUAAAGGUAGCUUCUCAAUUCCUCCUUUUGCGUGUGUUUGGGUGGUGGCGCGAAAAUUGAAGAAGAAAAUUGCCAUGGCAUGCAUGGAGAUGGGAAUCAUGGGAUUUGCUUAGGGCUUAGGCUGCUUUAAAAGCAAGUUUAGGUUGCCAUCCAUCAGCUAGGUAGCUAUAUAUAUAUAUAUAUAUAUAAUUUGAAGUUUCUUUAUGGAUGUUGGUUGAUCAUUUCUUCUCAGAGUUAAGAGGCUUCUUCUGCAUUGUGAAAUAUCAAAACUUCCCAUGAACACUGGGAUCUCCUGUACUCGUCUGCCUCUUUAAAAUCCACCAUCUUCCUCUGCUCCUAAUUCUGUAACUAUAUAUUAUUAUGUUCCUCCUGUUCCGUACAAAAUAUAAGGAUUAAUUUCUCUUGCUCUCUCUU
Diospyros lotus (date-plum) is the source of this 3885-nucleotide messenger RNA. RefSeq names its product receptor-like protein kinase HSL1. Lineage: Eukaryota; Viridiplantae; Streptophyta; Magnoliopsida; Ericales; Ebenaceae. Gene Ontology annotation, cellular component: plasma membrane. Gene Ontology annotation, molecular function: protein kinase activity; ATP binding; protein binding. The record is from RefSeq and is a predicted model, not a curated record. The transcript is spliced from 3 exons. Bases 449 to 3433 code for a protein of 994 amino acids. Gene Ontology annotation, biological process: hormone-mediated signaling pathway; protein phosphorylation.